This is a messenger RNA of Porites lobata, 1472 nucleotides long. The record is from the annotation of a GenBank genome assembly. Lineage: Eukaryota; Metazoa; Cnidaria; Anthozoa; Scleractinia; Poritidae.
AUGGUUACAGUAGCAGUAAUAGGAGAGAUAACUACGAUGAAGGGAACAGGUACAUUCUGAUUCUGUGCUUGAUAGACCAAUAGUACUAUAGUAAUAAUAUAUAGUAAUAAUACUAAUUAGUUAGUAUUAUUUCUUAUUUUUUGCAGUCGCCGCUCCCGCAGUCCCGGUUCAGGAGGGGGCGGGGGGAGCAAUAAUUUAUUAAUUUAUUCAAGAAUUAUCCUUUAUUGUUCAUGUAAAUUGAACUGCGGAAAUACACAUUUUAAAUGUAGAUAUGAUCAUCGCAUCUGCCAUUCACGGGUUAAGAUGAGCUCAACAAAAUGGGCUGCCCCCAAUAUAAGGGUGUUGAUAGCUAACUUGAUAAAUCACUGACGCGCUAAUGCAGAGACCAUGGUUUCGAAUCCAGCUGAAGACCCAAAAUUUUUUAUCGGGUUAAUUCGGCAAUUAUAUCUUCGUUUCAAAAAAUUUGGUGGAUGUUUGUCAAAAUAGAUUACUCCUCCCUUACCCUUUUAUUUGUUAAAUUGGCAUAAGAGAAUGAGUUUGGGAUCGUUAAAGUGAUUUAUUUGUAGUAUUUGUACAUUUGAAAACGGUUAGUAUUUCAGUAACACUGUUAAAAAUGUCUCCUGUGAAAAUACUAAGGCCUUCAAAUAGUCCAAUAAGGUUGACGAAGGCGCAAUAUAGUUUGGACUUCUUGAUACCGGAACACCUUUCAGAUCAUUCUUGGAAAGCUAACUAUUAUAUUGUAGGACUUCUGCGUAAGAGGCUGAUCUAUGCAAUGAUUGUUUUUUAAGGCGUCGACGAUCAAGGUCACGUUCCCCCGCACCGUUGUGGUGAACAAAGUCGUGAUAGUCAACGUGAGAGCGACCGCCCAAGAUCACGUUCGCGAUCACCCUUGCCACCCCCCUCACGGGCGACAAACUGGUCGAAAGAAGUGGAGGAUCACGGCCACGUUCCCCCAGGCGCCCAAAUGGCAGCAGCCGUAAUCAACAAAGCCGUCAUAGUCAACGUGAGAGCGACCGCCCACGAUCACCUUCGCGAUCACCCUUGCCACCACCCCUCACGGUCGACAGAGGGGGUCCGAAGAAGAGGAGGAUCACGGUCACGUCCCCCCAGGCGCCGAAAUGGCAGCAGCUGUGGUGAACAAAGCCGUCAUAGUCAACGUGAGAGCGACCGCCCACGAUCACCUUCGCGAUCACCCUUGCCACCCCCCUCACGGUCGACAGAGGGGGUCCGAAGAAGAGGAGGAUCACGGUCACGUCCCCCCAUACGCCGAAAUGGCAGCAGCCUUGGUCAACAAAGCCGUCAUAGUCAACGUGAGAGCGACCGCCCACGAUCAUCUUCGCGAUCACCCUUGCCACCCCCCUCACGGUCGACUGAGGGAACAAGAGGGGGAUCACGGUCAAGCUCGUCUUUCCUCCACAGAUACCAUCUUCCCCUCAGUCACGUUCUGCAUCGUUUGCCAUCCCUGCUGCUGA